Messenger RNA from Emiliania huxleyi CCMP1516, 1594 nucleotides. RefSeq lists its product as hypothetical. Bases 17 to 1594 code for a protein of 525 amino acids. Gene Ontology annotation, biological process: folic acid-containing compound biosynthetic process. The transcript has 9 exons. Gene Ontology annotation, molecular function: tetrahydrofolylpolyglutamate synthase activity; dihydrofolate synthase activity; ATP binding. Gene Ontology annotation, cellular component: cytoplasm. The record is from RefSeq and is a predicted model, not a curated record. Lineage: Eukaryota; Haptophyta; Isochrysidales; Noelaerhabdaceae.
AGAAUUCGCGCAUGAGAUGGCGCGGUCGCGCCUCGGCCGCGUGCUCCGGAGGCUCGACGCGCUGACGGACUGGGAGCGCGGCUCGCGCGCCGGCAUGGCGGCCGCCGUCACCGCCCAGCCGUGCGCCGAUCUGCUCAGCGUGCUCGGUGAGCCGCAGCGCCGGUUCCGCCACGUGCACGUGGCUGGCUCAAAGGGCAAGGGCAGCACGUGCGCGCUGCUGGGCUGCGCGCUCGAGCGGGGCGGCUGGAGGACCGCCGUGCUCUCGUCGCCGCACGUCGAGAGCCUAACAGAGCGCGUGCGGAUCGAUGGGCAGCCGAUCGGCGAGGCGCCGCUCGCGGACGCGCUGGAGGCCGCGCUCGACGCGCGCGCGGCGGCGGCGGCGCGCGGCUCCGGCGGCGGCGGCGCGAGCUGGUUUGACGUCUUUGUCGCUGCGUCGCUGCUCGCGUGUGCUGAGGCGCGGGUGGGCUGGGCUGUGGUCGAGUGCGGCCUCGGCGGCCGGCGCGACUCGACGAAUGUGCUGGGCGCGGAGGUGGCGCUGCUGACGUCGGUCGAGCUCGAGCACACCGAGGUGCUCGGCGACACCCUCGCGGCGAUCGCGGCCGAGAAGGCUGCCAUCGUGGCGGAGAGAGGCGCGCUGCUUGCGUGUGUGCCUCCCCACCUCACGCCCGCGGUGCGCGAGGAGGCGCGGCGGCGGCGCGGCGGCUCGGUCACUCAGCUGCCGCCGUCGGCCGACCGAGACGCCGACAACGUGGAGCUCGCCCGCCUCGCGCUCGACGAGCUAGGCAGGCGCGGCGCCACCGCCGCCGCCGACGCCGCCUCUGCCUCCGCCUCCGCCUCCGCCUCCGCCUCCGCCUCCGCCUCCGCCUCCGCCUCCGCCGCCUCUGCCGCUGGCACCGGCCGGUGGCUUCUCGGCCGCCACUUGCUGGGGGAGGAGGAGGUGCGGAUGGCGCGGCGCCGCCUACCCGCACGGUACGAGGCGCUCGAGUCCGCGUGUGGCGUGGCCGUCCGCCUCGACGCCGCGCACACCGCCGCCAGUGCCGCGAAGCUCGUCCGCACCGUCGCGCGCGGCGGCGGCGGCGAGGCGGCGCGCCCGCCGGUGUUGCUCGUGGGAAUGCUCGAUGACAAGGACCACGCGGCCGUCGGCGCCGCUCUCGCGUCGCUCGCGCCGCCGCACGCCGUGGUGUGCGACGUGCUCCCCACCGCCGCCGGCGGCGGCGGCGGCGGCGCUGUCCCGAGGCCCGGCGGCGACGCGGCGGCAGCUACGGCCCUCCGCGAGGCGGUCUCUGCCGGCGGCGGAGGAGGCGGCGCCGUCGUCGAGAUGGCGGCCGACGUCGGCAGCGGGCUCGAGGGCGCGCUCGCGGCGGCGAGGCGCCACGGCACGUGGCUGCUUGUCGCGGGCUCGUUCCGGCUCUGCGGCGCGGUUGCCGGGUCCAUUGACGCAGACUUGCUGGAGAUUGAAGAGGUGCUCGGCGUGCGAUACUGCGAUCCGAGCCAGAUGACUGCGGUGGCGCUGAGUACAUCAUCCGCCGGCGGGGACGAGGCCGGGGACGAGGCCGGCGGCGGCGAGGGCCGUUCGCGGGCGGGCGGCGGCUAA